AUGCAGUUCAGGACGUCAGCGUUGGCCUCGGCGGCCUUGCUCCUCAGCGGCCAUGUUGCAGCUUAUGGCGACGCUCAGACUCCCCUUGUCGGCCCCGACCGGGAUGCGAUAUCGCCUUCUUCACGGCCAAACAUCGUUUUCGUCUUGACUGACGACCAAGACCUGCACAUGAACUCAUUGGAAUACAUCCCGCUGAUUCAAAAGAGGCUCAUCGAAGAAGGAACACUGUAUAAGAAACAUUUCUGCACGACAGCUGUAUGCUGCCCAUCGCGCGCAAGUUUGUGGACGGGCAAAUUGGCUCACAACACCAACGUCACCGACCUCAACCCACCAUAUGGCGGCUUCCCCAUCUUUGUGAAGAAUGGCCAUAACGAAAACUACCUGCCGAUUUGGCUGCAAAAAGCCGGAUACAGCACCUAUUACACAGGCAAAAUGUUCAAUGCCCAUACUGUUUGGAACUAUGACAGCCCUCAUCUGAAGGGCUGGAACUCUUCUGACUUUCUCCUUGACCCAAACACAUACGACUACUACAACGCCACCUUCCAGCGUGACCAUGAGAAGCCAGUCAACCAUCUCGGCGAGUACUCAACGGACCUGGUGGCAGAAAAGGCUUACGGAUUCCUUGAUGAUGCCGUCGACGCUGGCAAGCCCUUCUUCAUUGGCAUUGCUCCCAUCGCCCCGCACAGCAACGUCAAUUCCAGUAUCCUUCUUCCCGUCAAGGGCCCAGACGACAACGUUCCCGUAUCUGACGACAAGUUUCGAGUCAGCAUCCCGUUAGCUGCCAAGCGACAUCAACACCUCUUUGAGGACGCCAAGGUCCCGAGAACGGAGAACUUCAAUCCCGACAAGCCCUCUGGCGCCGACUGGAUUCGCCGCCAGCCCAAGCUGACGGAUGAGAACGUGGCAUACAACGACAAGCACUACCAAGGACGUCUCCGUGCCCUGCAAGCAGUCGAUGAGCUUGUCGAUGGCCUCGUGGAAAGAUUAGAGAACCAUGGUAUCUUGGACAACACCUACAUCUUUUACACGACAGAUAACGGCUACCACAUUAGCCAGCACCGGCUGCAGCCCGGUAAGGAGUGCGGGUACGAGGAGGACAUUAACAUCCCUCUCAUUGUUCGUGGACCCGGUGUUCCCAAGGGAGGCGUGACUGAAGCCGUCACGGCGCAUGUUGACCUCGUCCCUACGAUCCUAUCACUAGCGGGUGCGCCGUUGAGAGCCGACUUUGAUGGAGCGCCAAUCCCGCUCUCGGCAACGGACCUGACUGAGUCUCCACUCACCCGCGAGCAUGUCAAUGUCGAGUAUUGGGGCUGGGCCAUCACUGAGAGCAAGUUCGGCUUCAAUGGCGAUGAUACAAAGCGCAUCUUCAACAACACCUACAAGGCACUCAGAGUUGUCGGCGAGGGCUACAACCUUUACUACUCGGUUUGGUGCACCAAUGAGCACGAGCUUUACGAUAUGACUACCGACCCCGGUCAGCUUCACAACCUCUUACACACCGAUGAAGCUGCCCUGGCAGCACGCGCAACCAUUCUUGGCUACCCUCUCAAGAAGGUCCUGCCCAGACUCGACUCCCUCCUAUUCGUUCUCAAGUCUUGCAAGGGCACGACCUGCUCGCAGCCAUGGAAGGCCCUCCACCCUACAGGAAACGUCGGCAGUCUGCUUGAAGCCCUCGCACCGCGCUUCGACGAGUUCUACAUCCAGCAGACUCGUGUGCAAUUUGACCACUGCGAGCUAGGACACAUUAUCGAGGCUGAAGGGCCGCAAUUUGAGCAUGAUGGGGCUGUGUACUGGAAGGGUUCCAGAUGGAGUGACUGGACUUGA
Colletotrichum godetiae is the source of this 1824-nucleotide messenger RNA. Its product is annotated as sulfatase. Lineage: Eukaryota; Fungi; Ascomycota; Sordariomycetes; Glomerellales; Glomerellaceae. Gene Ontology annotation, biological process: phenol-containing compound metabolic process. The transcript is spliced from 4 exons. The record is from RefSeq and is a predicted model, not a curated record. Gene Ontology annotation, molecular function: N-acetylglucosamine-6-sulfatase activity; arylsulfatase activity; glycosaminoglycan binding. The coding region runs from base 1 to 1824 and encodes 607 amino acids.